CUACACCCCCUCUUCUCCUCUUCUCUACACCCCUUCCUCCUACUCCCGUGACAGGCUGCACCCCCUGGCUCUUAUAUGGGCAUCUCCACAUGUGCUGCACAAUCCCUCAGUCUGCAGGGCAGCUCACGCCUCCAGACCCCUCAGAGAGAGAAGGCAAGUAGGGAACAGGGACGUUACCCGCUCCACACACACCAGCACGUCUGGGUCAGCGAGGGAAGAACAGAGCGCUGAGGACUGACGAGAGCCGAGCGCUGAGGAGUGGCCGAACGCUGCUGAGCUGCUGAACAGCUAGUUGUUGCAUUCUGGGAGUUCCUGAUUCCUGUCGGAGAAAUCAUGAGGAGCAUGAAGCUGCUGCUGCUGCUGCUGCUGCUGCUGCUGGGGGUUCAUCUGUGCGUUGGUGCACCCAUCAAACUUGUGGGGAGUGCAGCAGACAGUCAUGAUUAUGCUAUAGAGGUGAGAAGCUCACCUAAGGAAGCUCCAGAGGAACCUGCUCCUGAAGAACCAGCUCAAGAAGAACCAGCUCCAGAAGAACCAGCUCCUGAAGAACCUGCUCCUGAAGAACCAGCUCCUGAAGAACCUGCUCCAGAAGAACCAGCUCCUGAAGCUGAGGAGGAGGUGGUAACAAAAGAGGUGGUAGCUGAGGAAGAGGUUCCAGCUGAACCAGCUGAGGAGGAGGUGGUAGCUGAGGAGGAGGUGGUACCAGAGGAAGAGGUGGUAGAGGAGGUGGUACCAGAGGUGGUGGUACCAGAGGUGGUCAUCCCAGUUGACGCUGCCCCUGAGGAGGAAGCUAUAGAGGAAGAAGCUGCUUUAGAGGAAGUUGUCCCAGUCAAGGAAGAAGCUGCCCCAGAAGCUGCAGAAGAAGAAACUGCCCUGGAAGUAGUUGCCCCAGUUGAAGAAGAAACUGAAGCAGAAAUUGCCGCAGAAGAAACUGCAGAAGAUGCUGCCUCAGAGGAAGUUGCCUCAGUUGUUCCAGCUGAGGAGGAAGAUGCCCCUGCUCCAUCAGAAGAAGAAACUCCUGCAGAGGAUGCUGUUUCAGUUGUACCAGCAGAAGCAGAGGAGGAAGCCACCCCUGAGGAAGCUGUGGAGGAGGAAGCUGUGGAGGAGGAGGUUGUAGAGGAGGAGGUUGUAGAGGAGGAGGUUGUUGCAGUUGUACCAGCAGAAGCAGAGGAGGAAGCCGUCCCUGAGGAAGCUGUGGAGGAGGAAGCUGUGGAGGAGGAAGCUGUGGAGGAGGAGGUUGUAGAGGAGGAGGUUGUAGAGGAGGAGGUUGUUGCAGUUGUACCAGCAGAAGCAGAGGAGGAAGCCGCCCCUGAGGAAGCUGUGGAGGAGGAAGCUGUGGAGGAGGAAGCUGUGGAGGAGGAGGUUGUAGAGGAGGAGGUUGUAGAGGAGGAGGUUGUAGAGGAGGAGGUUGUUGCAGUUGUACCAGCAGAAGCAGAGGAGGAAGCCGCCCCUGAGGAAGCUGUGGAGGAGAAGGCUGUAGAAGAGGAGGCUGUGGAGGACAUUGUUGCAGUUGCUCCUCCAGAAGCUGUGGAAGAAGAGGCUGAGGAGGUUGCAGAAGAGGAAGUGAUUCCUGUCGUAGUCGAUGCAACUGAGGAGGAACCAGUCCCAGAGGAAGCUGAAGGUGCUGUUGCUGUAGAUGUUGAGGAAGAACCAGCCUCUGUGGUCCCUGAGGAAGCUCUCCCUGUGGAGGAACCUGCUCCGGCAGAGGAACCUGCUCCGCCCUGCCCACAGUGCCCUGGGUGUCCAGUGGUAGAGACGGUCGAGGUGGACGAGGAGGUAGUGGUGGUGGUUCCCAUGGCAACUGAGCCUCCUGAGGAAGAGCUGGGAUCCCCAACUGCAUUCCUUCUAGAGUUGGAGGCACCCGAAGAGAAGACAGGUCAGAGGCCAAGCAGGUGGCAUAGUCCCAAUCAUGUCAGGAGGAGGUGUAAGCAGGGGACUGCUAUUGGGCUCAGCCUUCAUCACGCUGCUGUCACUCAUCGCUGUGGGAUCAGCUGGAAAGGCCAUCUCCAGGAAGAUGCGCUAGAGACUGAGAGAUACACAUGGUCUGGGUAGCCUGGAUGUCUGGAAAGCUGCAUGGAUUCACUGAUGAUCUGAAACUGAAGGCAGCUGGCAGCUCAAGAGUCUGAUGUCCUGGACUGAGACUGUACACAGACACAUACACACACAUUUUACACACAGACAUUAACACACCCAAAUAUACACAUGUACAUGCAUGCAGUCAUUCACACACUCUCUCUACUCUCUCUCUCACUCACACACACACAUUUUACACACAUUACCUAUGUUCAUUUGGAACUCCCAAAUGGGACAGAGAGGUCAUCCUCCACCCUAAGGGUGGACGUAUUCAUGUAUAUAUAUAUGUAUAAGUGUCAGGUCAAGGGUGGACAUAUUCAUGUAUACUUUAUGUGUAAAUGUCAGGUCAAGGGUACAACUGCAUUAACUUUCUCUUUAUGUUACUUGUACAGAGUGUCACCAUAUUAGCAGAAUUGUUGUUGAUAUGAAUAUAAUAAUGUAACAGUGUUAUUGUCUUCAGAUGUGUGAAUGAGUGUGUGAAGUGGAUGAAUUAAAGGGAUGUAACGAUA
This is a messenger RNA of Alosa sapidissima (American shad), 2579 nucleotides long. Its product is annotated as fibrous sheath CABYR-binding protein-like. Lineage: Eukaryota; Metazoa; Chordata; Actinopteri; Clupeiformes; Clupeidae. The record is from RefSeq and is a predicted model, not a curated record. The transcript has 5 exons. The coding region runs from base 334 to 2049 and encodes 571 amino acids.